Molecule: messenger RNA, 9507 nt
Organism: Asterias rubens (European starfish)
Lineage: Eukaryota; Metazoa; Echinodermata; Asteroidea; Forcipulatida; Asteriidae
Product: multidrug resistance-associated protein 4-like
Exons: 33
Coding region: 4207-8859 (1550 amino acids)
Biological process (GO): transmembrane transport
Cellular component (GO): plasma membrane
Molecular function (GO): ATP hydrolysis activity; protein binding; ABC-type transporter activity
Source: RefSeq, a predicted model, not a curated record
UAAUGAAAGAAAAAACACCCUUGCCGCACCAUGGUCACACAAAGUUUUUAUGAUGGAUAUUUAUUUUUUUAACGAAAGAGAGAAAUUUUCCUUUAUCUGGUCAGAUUAAGUUUAUUUCAAAAUAUUACAAUUUGCUGACUUUUGAAAUCACUUAGUUUCAUUUCCUCCCGUUCUACAAAGAUCUCUAAUCUUUGUAAACUUGCCUAGUGUGUGUACAUGGAGUUAUAAAUUGAACCAUAAUCUCUACCACAAAACUCUGACAAAUUUGUAACAAAUAUUAAGGAAUUUAUCGGAAGACCCACUUAAUCCCAGUUUGUCAAGCAAUACAUGUACUUUCCUUCAUAUCGCUAAAAAAAAAUAUUGUGGAAAAAAUACAAAAUUUCCUGCAUCUGUUCUUGUCAUUUUAAAACUGUAUUCAACCUUAAGGCCAUUUGUAUUAAACCAGCAACUUACCUUGUACUUUUUUAAAGAAACUUUUUAAAGGUACUUGUAUCACAAAAAAUUGUAUAUAAAUCCAUGUUUCUUGUCUGUAUAGUAAUAUAUGUAUUAAAUAUAUUAUUUAUUAAUAUUUUAGGUGCAACUGAUUCAAAACUAUAACUUGAAUGUUCUGUACACACAAUCAAAUAAUAUUUAUUCCGUUUUAAAUUAAUCAUAGAAGUUGAAUAUGGAGAAUGAUGAAUAGGUCAGUUUUGGAGCAAGUCUUGGUGCAAGACUUUAUAGACCUAUAUCAUGGUGCGGCCAUCUUGAUUUUCUUCCGUUAAAAUCAAUGUAACCAAACAGAGGCUGGAAGGAGAAAUAGUCUGGUUCCUUUUUCAGUGCAAUGAAUAUCAGCAUCCAUUACUGUACUUGGAUAAUGGGAACAUGACUAAAGAUGGUGGCAGUAUGAUAAAGGCCCAUUGUUAUUAGUGAUUCAGUGCUGCAUACGCAGCACAACAAUUUUGAAAGUUUCAAUAAUUUAAGUUUUCGUUCAAUGCUUUGGGUAUUGUUCGAUGGUUCGGUUAGGGGGAGUUGCGAUUAUCGAGUGAUAAAGAACAACACAUUCUUGCACUGAGCCUUCGUUGGAGAAAGCUGUCAUUUGGGAAUUUGAAUUCAUGCCCACAUUUUGGCUGUAUUGCGUGUAUCCACUUUCUAAUUGGUCUGUCUGGCACAGUUUGCAAUAUGCUUUUAUAAUAUCUGUUCGAUGCAACCUAGAUGGCGUACCAAGCACAGCGUUCUCCUGAUUGGUUGUUUCCAUGGGAACAGUAGACCUCUAUCAUUUAUCAUGCCAACAUGUAUGUCUUGUUCGCUGUCUACUAUCCCAAUCAUGAAUACUGAAUUAUAAUGCAUACAAAGCGCCAUGCUGUUUCCCUUCCAACCUUUUUCUCAUUUUCGGGAAAGCAAAAUGGCCGCCCCACUGUUCUAUAACAUGAGUCUAUUAAAUUCAAAGCAAUAUGUGAAUAAUUAUUACACAAAAAGUAGAGUAUUCACUCAAUUUAUUAUUUAUUAAGGUGAGGUUCACACUUUAAAAGUAAGUCGCGUACAUUUGAAAGUUUAUUUGAGUUUACUUGUCUCUAAUCAGAUUUAUCUUCAGAAUAUACCUUUUUAAGCAAAUAUUAUUAAUUGUACAUUUUUAUGUCUAGUCUACAGACCUCUUGUGUUUUGGGUGGUAUCCAAAUAUUGGUUCACAUAACUUGUCGGAUCUCGGCAACACUUAAUCUGGAGUGAAGCUUCCAUCAACUCAAAUAUAUGUUUUAAAUAUUUGAUUUAAGGAUCCCAUCCCUUUUGCUUGUAACUGUUGCCGCCAAAAAAACCCACAAUCAGCUUAAUGAGUACAUUUUCAGUCGCAUAAAUAAGAAAUCGUUGAAUAGUUUGGUUAUAAUUUCAAUUAGAGAUAUAUGGAUUAAUAUAUGGAUGGGUAUAUUUUGUAUAUUUCUAACUCCUAUUUUCUAGAAUUAUUCUUACAUUUUAAGUGCAAUGUGUCUAGCUUUAAGCGAACCUAAAUUAAGUUGCUCCUAGUGUUUCAGAACCAGUUAUGGUGCUUUCUGGUUUUACCCUCCUUGAUAAAUUUGUGUUUAAAACCAAAUCUUUUGAUUUUCUUGUGAAUUAAGAUUUAUUCCACCUUACAAUGGUGUCACAUAUCACUAUCUCCAUAUGACUUGUCAUCUUAGGAGUCAAGCUGCAUGUAAAGUCGUGGACCCAAUGUCAUUACAAAGCCUGAAAGCAUACAACUUUGCUAAGCACAAACAAACCAUGCUUUAUUAGCUGAAUUGGGUUACCAGCCAACAUUUUGUAGAGUUGACAAUAUUGUCACCGGUUCCCAACAAUUGCUUUGCUUAGCAGUAUUUUCUGCGUAAACACUUUAUGACACUGGGCCAUGGUCAAAGGUAAAUCUUUGAAAGAAAAAACGAGAUAGUACAAUAAGGUAAGGUUGUAGUUUUUAAAGAAUAUUUAAAAUAUAUGCGAAACCUUUAAAAAAACUUAUUUUAGUUCAUCGUCUAUGUAUACUUUAUACUUCACUAUUAUAUGUGUUUAAAUAUUAAUUUUGUGCUUAAAACGAUUAAUAUAUUUAGGGAAUAGAUAUUUAACAAGAAAUUGCCAAUGAAUAUUACAAAACAAAUUAUCAAAAGGGAAUCAUCUUUUUACUCUUCUUUUUUUUUUACUUUCACAAAUCUAAUUUCCUCAUUUGAGGUCAAAUGCUAUUAAGUUCACUGUUCAUAAGUGUCUGUGCGGUUAUGUGCAAUUGUUUAAAAACAAAAAAAAAAUUUCCCUUGUAAUAUUUCAAGAAUUAAAAAAAAUUUGAAAGUAUCUUGACAUGUCUCUACUGAUUGAAUAUUUCAAUAAAUUGACCCUUUCUUAGGUAAUGAUAUUUGUUCUGGUUUCAAAGUUUAGUUUCACUUGUACUAAAUACAAUUCAAUUAAAUGCAAGAUCUGAUCAUAUUAUUAUUUAAGUUGAAAUUUGUAACAAUUUUUUCUCUCCUAAGGCAUCGUCAAAUCUAAUCGCAUCAACAUAUCAUGUAAAUCAUUUUUAAUUUUAAAACAAUUAAUGUGUACUUUCUGGUAGAAAUGACAAUUCCAAAUAUUGAUGACAUAAUACUGUAAAUAUAAUUUAUGUAUUUGUACGAAAGUAGAAUUAGACUGUAGUGUUAAGAGUUAAUAUUGACAUGUCAUAAAGAAUGAUUUAGUUUGGCCGUAAUUGAUUGAUUAAUUUAUUAAAUAUAUUAAUCGUAAACAUUGCUUCUUGGUGAUGUGUAUUUGUUUGGUUUCACUGUGUAUUGAAAUUUUAAAUGUGCACUUCGCUGCACAAAAAGAAUGUUAUUAAAUUUUAUUUAAAAAAAACCCAAAAAUGUUUGCUGCCCUCAACUGUAAGGUUUUCUUUCAAUCAAUCAAUCACUCAAAACCAAUAAAUCAAUCAAUCACUCAAUCAAUCAAUCAUAAUCAGAAAUAAAGCAAAGGUAUCCAUUAAAAAAGAAUGUUUAAAGCCACUUUAACAAAAAAUUACAUUGCAAAUGUUACAAUUGAUUACAAAUGAUUUUUCAACUACGUAUUAUAAGGGUUGCUAAUAAAGUUUCUAAUACAGAAAAGAACAAUUAGAAAGAUCGUAAAACCUGCCACAAAGUAAGCUUUGUCUUAGAAAUCAAAAUAAGAUACAGCUAUUUUAGUUGUAUCGGCAGAUAUCUCGUAUACAACACAACAUAAAGCCGGUUAUUAAAGUGUCCUAAUUUGCAUAACAAAAGGGUUAUUAUCUCGGCAUUUUUGUAUAUUUUACAAGAAACUGAGUAUAACAUCGUACACAAUAAAUACAGUGACGUUUUAAAGAUUUUAUUCAACCAGAAAAGUAAAUAGAUUUUUUAAGUUUAUGUUUGACGAUUUUGAAAUUGUCAAAUCUUGAACGAGGCUGAGCGGCAUGCUCGAAACGAAACUUUCACAUAAAAUGGAGAAAGUCGUCUGCGUAAACUUGGCUUCCACAGUUGGACGGGAAAACAUGUUGGGUUCUCUCAUGUGAGAGAAGAAUUAAUGUUGGGUAGCAACUCCCGAAAAACGACUGGUGGAACGGCAAUUCAAAGACCGAAGAAGAGGCGAACUUUGUGUGUGCAACAACAUUGAAAGUAUAAGUAUUUGAAAGUAAGUUGUUACAAAGUGGAGGACCAACAAAAAAGGAUUAAAGAUUCAAAGACAUUUGCUCAGCGAAGUUUACCACCAGGAUUCCAUUGAGCAUUGGCAAUCAAAAUGGUUGCCAUGGGUACAGGUGAAGCGCAGAAGAAGCCAAGCCCCUAUCUCACAGCAAAUCCUCUUUCCAAACUGUUUUUCACCUGGAUUGGGGCUCUUUUUAGUCUUGCUAACAAAGAGAAGAAACUUUCCCCAAAAGAUUUGGAUGAUGUAGUACCAUCAGACGAAUCCUGCCAUUUGGGAGACAAACUGGAAAGAGAGUGGAGUAAAGAAUUAGAGAAAGUCAAAUUGGGAAAGAAGGCUAGUCUCACUGCAGCUUUGACGAGAGUAUUUGGGCCAACUUACGCACUCUUUGGCAUUUGUGCUUUUACGGAGGAAGCUCUACGCAUCGUUCAACCCUUCAUCUUGGGCCGUCUCAUAGACUACUUCUCCCCCACACUCAAUGUUCCGACAUGGCAGGCCUACACAUAUGCAGGCGCAAUUACAUUGUCUUCUAUCCUUCUUGCUUUUGUGCAUAGCCCUUACUUCUUCCAGAUUCAGUGCAUAGGCAUGAGGGUUCGUGUAUCCUUGUGUACGCUAGUUUACCACAAGAUGUUGUGUCUUGAUAACAUCUCGAUGCGUAAGUCUUCAAGCGGGAAAGUGAAUAACCUUAUGACGAAUGAUGUCAGCAGAUUUGAGCAGGUCUUUAUCUUUUUACAUUAUCUGUGGUUGGGUCCACUACAAGCGUCUGCAGUCUUUGUGCUUCUGUGGUUUGAGAUUGGUUGGGCUUGCGUCCCAGGAUACAUUGUUCUGUUCCUCCUUAUGCCACUCCAAGCCGUCUUGAGCAAGCUCUUUGGUAGUCUCAGGAGAAAGACUGCAUCCUUUACAGAUAAACGAGUCGGUACUAUGACUGAGAUCAUCAAUGCUAUAAGAGUCAUUAAGAUGUACGCAUGGGAACAUCCCUUCGGAGAUGUCAUCCAGAAAAUAAGAAAGUCUGAGGUGCGCAAAAUAAUUCAAGCUUCGUACCCCCUCGGAGUUAACCUAAUGCUGUCCGUCUAUGGAAAUCGCCUGAUCGAUGUUUGUAUGAUCGUCACCUAUGCAUUCAUCGCAACUGAGAUCCGAGUCUCAACAAUAUUUGUAGUGGUGACUUACUGUCUGACCCUCAGGUCCUCCUUCAUGAGGUUCUUUCCACGAGGAAUUCAACUACGCUCAGAGUGUCUGGUGUCAAUCAAAAGAAUACAGGAGUUCUUGUUACUAGAUGAGAUAUCUGCACCUUCAGUUCAGCCUUCAGACGAUGGUCUUGUUGUCAACCCAGGUAUCCAUGUCAAAGGAAUGAGUGGCUCUUGGGAUAAUAAUCUGACUAACCCAGCUCUUACAAAUGUAACCUUUGAUGUUGGACAAGAUGAACUGCUCGCUGUGAUUGGUCCCGUGGGGUCAGGCAAGUCAACGCUCCUUAUGGCUCUUCUGAAGGAGCUACCCACAAUCUCUGGAGAUAUUAACAUUAAUGGACGGAUUUCUUAUGCCAGCCAAGAACCCUGGGUGUUCAGUGGUACUAUACGCCAAAACAUCACAUUCGGCAAAGAGUUUAACCAAAGAAAAUUUGAUAAAAUUCUCAACGUGUGUUCCUUGGACAAGGAUAUAAAAAGCUUUUCAAAUGGUGACCUGACCAUAGUUGGUGAACGAGGAGUGACCUUAAGCGGAGGUCAAAAGGCAAGGGUCAAUUUGGCUCGAUCUUUAUACGAUGAUGCAGAUAUCUACAUUUUGGACGAUCCAUUGAGCGCUGUUGAUAGCGAAGUGGGGAGACAUAUCUUUGAUGAGUGCAUCAUGCAGUACCUUGCAGAUAAACCUCGUAUUCUAAUCACCCAUCAGCUACAGUUCUUGAAUACUGCCAACAAAAUCCUUGUUCUGAAAGAGGGUAACAUGGAAGCCGUAGGUCCUCUGAAUGAGCUGCAUGAGAAGAACAUUGACUUUGCCUCAUUGAUGAAAGUGGAAGAGGAGGAAGAGGAUGAAGAACUUGAAGAAGGAGCAGUUGCUGAACAUCCUGGUCUGAGGAAACGAUCCAGCACAAGGAAGAGUCUUAAGACACAGAGAAGCUUCAUCAAAGAGAACAAGUCAGGUCCACCAAAAGCCUUCAAGGAUGAGAAGAGUAAGAAAGGAGAUGUCUCACUACGAGUUUACUUCAAGUACUUCAAGUCAGGAGCUAACUGUUGCUUAUUGCUCCUCCUCUUGCUAUUUUUAAUCGGAACACAGGUAGCGUACAUCUUUACCGACCUUUGGCUUGCUUAUUGGACUGAAGAAGAAGAGAAGAAACAAUUCAUGAAUUUAACCGAUAUGCCAAUACAGGAAUUAACAGACCAUGACGAAGAUGACUUCAGAAGUAGUUUAUUAAAUUUCAGUCUUACCUUCACAACAAUCGAGAGUGCAUACAUCUAUGGAGGACUUGUAAUCAUCCUCUUCCUAAUGGCCAUUUGUCGCUCAAUUCUAUCCUUCAAAAUUAUGAUCAAAUCAUCGCGUAAUCUCCAUGAUCGGAUGUUCAGGACUAUCAUCAAGUCGCCCACGAUUUUCUUUGAUACCAACCCGGCAGGUCGCAUCUUGAAUCGAUUCACCAAAGAUAUCGGUACAAUGGAUGACCAACUCCCUCAAACAUUCUUUGACUUCCUACAGAUCUCACUUCAUAUUCUGGGCACUGUCAUCUUAACUAUCAUUGUGAAUGUGUACGUCUUCAUCCUUGUUGCACCUCUAAGUGUUAUCUUCGUCUUUCUGAGGAGGUACGCCUUGUCAGCGACGAGGGCAAUCAAACGUCUUGAUGGAAUCACUCGAAGUCCAAUCUUCUCCCACAACACCACUUCCUUCCAGGGUCUCGUAACAAUCCGAGCCUACAACAAACAGAAACAAUUCAUUGAAGAUUUCAACCGACGCCAAGACCAGCAUUCAGCGGCAUGGUUUGCGUUCCUUGCAGCUAAUCGAUGGUUUGGUCUACGGCUUGAUCUCAUCAUGGUCGUGUUUACAGCUGGAGUUACAUUUGUGUCCGUUCCCCUCGUAAAUACUACAGACCCAGGUCUGAUUGCUUUGAUUCUCAGCAACGCCCUGUCUCUUACAACUAUCUUCCAGUUCGUCGUCAGACAAAGUGCAUUAGUAGAGAACCAGAUGACAUCUGUGGAAAGGGUGAUUGAGUACACAAAACUUGAAUCUGAAGCUCCGCUAACAAACCCAAAGAAAAAGCCGCCACCAACAUGGCCUCAGUUUGGUGCACUCACCUUCAACAGUUUGUCAUUGAAUUACUCAACUGAGAGCCCAAGAGUUUUGAAGAAUUUAUCCUGCAACAUCAUGCCGAAGGAGAAGGUUGGUAUCGUUGGGCGGACAGGUGCAGGUAAAAGCUCGUUAAUCACAGCCCUCUUCAGACUUACUGAACCUAGCGGCAUCAUAAUGCUGGAUGGAAUAACGACAACGGAACUGGGUCUCCAUGACCUCAGGACGAAACUGUCAAUCAUUCCUCAGGAUCCUGUUCUCUUCACGGGAAAUCUUCGUUAUAAUCUUGACCCUUUCAGUCGUCACUCGGACGUGGAACUGUGGAAUUCCUUAGACGAUGUCCAGUUGCGAUCUGUUGUGCAGGAUUCACCAGAUAAACUCAACAUGGAGGUUGGGGAGUCAGGAUCCAACUUCAGCGUUGGUCAACGACAGCUCAUCUGUCUUGCAAGGGCUAUACUAAGACAAAACCGUGUUCUUAUCAUGGAUGAGGCUACAGCUAAUGUAGACCCAAGGACUGAUGCUUUGAUUCAGAAGACGAUUCGUACUAAAUUCCAGGACUGCACAGUGUUAACAAUAGCGCAUCGACUCAACACAAUCAUGGACAGCGACCGCAUCAUGGUUCUGGAUUCUGGAGAGUUGCUUGAAUUUGAUCAACCCCAUGCCUUACUGCAGAGACCUGAGGGCAUGCUGAGUAAGCUAGUUGAGCAAACAGGAAAGACUGAAGCAGCACAACUGAUUGAGAUUGCCAAGAAACACUUCAAGCAGAGACGAAUAUCUGGUGCCGAUGGUCAUGUGACAUUCGCUAGCCCAGAGGAGUUAACUGUGGAUGGAUAUCAGCAACAGAUUCAGCAGUGGGGUCUGACAGGAGCAGCAGGUGCAUCAGCCAUAUCUACCGAAUCCAAAGGAAUACAGACUGAUUCCUGUGAGCAUCAUGUGGUUCUUCUUCCAAUCACGGCCGAAGGUUUUGGCUUCUCAGUUGCAGGAAGUACAGACAAGCCUAACAUGCCUAUUAUUGUUGCUCAGGUUGUACCGGACUCCCCAGCCAGCUUUCCUUAUGCUCUUCAGGUUAAUGAUGAAAUUUUGGCAGUUAACGGUGAGGAUCGAGCCAAGCUGACCUAUGCAGAAGUCUGCCAGAUGAUAAAAGACAGUAAGGACAGAGUCCAGCUACUGGUCAGACGACGUAAAAGUGCCGCACCCUCCCAGAAAGAGGAGAAGGGAGACGGUGAAAGUAAUGGAUUGGACAACAACGGAUUUGAAGGAAGUCCCCCUUCUCAAAGGAAACACAGCCCCACCCAAGAUAAGAUGGAACAACCCAAUGACUCAGCUUCCAGUGGUAGAUCCUCUAUGGCAUUUGUCAAUGAGGGAUUUGAGGGGACAUCACUUUCAGCAGUAGGGGAGUCAACAGACAAUAUCAGUCCCUCUGAUAUUCAAGUAAGACCCACGUCAGUUGACUCUUCAAGUGUUGAUUUUGAUACAAAGCUGUGAAGACUUUUGUUCAGUUUUUUUAAUUCAUGUUUGUUGCAAUAAUAAGGACUUCAACUCAUGGCACUUAUUUACUAAAUGAAAUCAGGGGUCAAUUUCACAAAGAACUUAGGACUAGUUCUAACUUAGGACUAGUCUUAGUAGAUAUUAAAAACCUAAAGGCUAGUCUUACCUUGGGAUGAGUAACUCGUCCUAACUUGAGAUUUGACUAGUCUUAACUCUUUGUGAAAUCACCCCAGGUCUGGAAUUACACAGAUUCCCAUAGACAUUGUGAAAGUUAAAAUGGACUUAAAUUUGAGUUCAGACUUGUUGAGUUCCUGUGUACUGAAACAAGGUGGUACUUUCUCCAGAUUUAAAGAAAUACCGCUCUCUUUUUUAAAGGAACUUCCCAGAAGCUCCUUGAAAUCUAUAACUCCAAGGGUUACAAAAAUGUGGAAAAUUUAAACUCUAACUUCUAGACAUUUUUCGUCAGAAGUGAAUCUCACACCCAUCUUUGAAGUAUAUAUAAUUCCAGGCCUGCAAAGUCAAAGCGAUUCUGUACAAGAAAUUACUUUAAGCAUUAGCCCAUAAAACAUGCUUUUAAAGGGAAGGUACACGUUUGGUCAUUACUCAAAACAAAUAUUAACUUAAAAACUGACUUGGUAACGAGCA